AUGUAUAGUCCAGACACUGAUAAGAUGGAACGCAUUGCGCUGGUGAAUUUGAAGGAAUGGCACCCCGCCUGGAGCAGUGAUAGGGGAAACGCUACGAUUACUCUCGAUGUUGGUGAUGGAAUGAGAACUGCAAAUGUGCGGCGGUUACAUGCACAAAUGUGUGCGGCAGCAAUGGGGCUUGAACUCGGCGAUGCUGAUGGCAAUAUCAGCCGGGCUGGGGAAGCAGUAGACCUAUAA
Penicillium canariense is the source of this 237-nucleotide messenger RNA. Its product is annotated as glycosyl hydrolase family 79 C-terminal domain-containing protein. The record is from RefSeq and is a predicted model, not a curated record. Lineage: Eukaryota; Fungi; Ascomycota; Eurotiomycetes; Eurotiales; Aspergillaceae. The coding region runs from base 1 to 237 and encodes 78 amino acids. The transcript has a single exon.